This is a messenger RNA of Actinia tenebrosa (Australian red waratah sea anemone), 1380 nucleotides long. Its product is annotated as zinc finger MYM-type protein 4-like. Lineage: Eukaryota; Metazoa; Cnidaria; Anthozoa; Actiniaria; Actiniidae. The record is from RefSeq and is a predicted model, not a curated record.
UCGGUGCUUAGCUUUUGCAUCAGAAACAACAUGCCUCCUAAGCGGCAGUUUAGGCCACCCAAGUCUGAAGAAGAAGAAAGAACCACAUUGGAAGAUUGUAUCCCAAAGUCCACUCGUUCCUCUACGAAAUGGGCCUUUAAAGUCUUUUCCGAAUGGCAAAUCUAUAGAGUAAACAAAGAUCCUUGCAAAGAGCAGAGUUCGUUUGAAAUUGACAUUGGAAAAGUACAAUCAUUAGAAACGAAUAUUGCCAACAUGAAUGCAGAAACUCUUAACUUUUGGUUGACAAAGUUUGUCCAGGAGGUGGUGAAGGUAAACGGAGAGAGGUAUCCUGGAAGAAGUCUAUAUAUGAUUGUUGCUGGCCUUCAACGCCAUCUAGCAGAAAGUGGAAAUGCUAUUUCACUGCUAAGUCAAAACGAUAGAAGGCUAAACAUAUUCAGACGUGCUUUGGAUGCGGAAAUGCGGCAGGCUACCCAACAUGGCGUGGGAAUACAAUCGAAAAUGGCGGAACGAGAAGAAAUAACAGAAGAAGAUGAAGCUGCUUUUUGGAAGAUGGGUCUUCUGGGCUGCCACUCGGCUAAUUCCUUGCUGAAAACAAUUUACUUCUAUAACGGUAAAUUAUUUGGAUUACGCUCAAAUGAACAUAGGAAUUUAAGGUGCUCCAAUUUUAGAAUAGAUUCUGAGUCAGUUACCUACGAUGAAAGCGUUUCAAAAACAUACCACGGCGGCUUGAAAGAUUUAAAAUACAAGCCCAGAGUAGUUAAGCACGUUUGCUGCGCUGGCAAAGAUGCUAAUCAUCAGCCUUGUCUAGUAAAUUGUUUUGCUACUUAUAUGGAAAAAAUCAAACACCUAGCUAAGAAUAUAGAUGCAUUUUAUUUCAAGCCAAAUGCAAAUACUCAGGAUAACACUUUUUGCCGUUCACCUGUAGGGAUUAAUACGUUAAACAAAAUUUUGCCAAACUUGUGUGAAGAAGCUGGGAUGGAGCGUAAGACGUCACAUUGUUUAAGAAUAACUUGCGCUUCGCGUUUGUUUCAAAAUCAGGUAGACGAGAAAUUGAUACGCGAUAGGACAGGGCAUCGCUCCAAUGCUUUGCUUAAGUAUGAAAAAUCUAGCUUACAGCAAGAAACGGUUGUGAGCAACCUGCUCGGACCACCGCUCGCAAAUCUUACAGAUAAUAGCUCUACGGUUGCCACUAGCACUAAAACUAGUUCUUCUGAAACAAACGUAAGCUGUUCCAAAGUUCUAGAAGAUAUUGAAUCGUUAGAUUUCGAAGUCGCAGAUGAAUUGUUAGGUAACAUGGUUUUACCAGAUACUUCUAACGCAGCCAAUGUUGUUAUUUCGGGAUCAAUAUUCAACAAUUGUACUUUUCAUUUGAGCAAGUAA